AUGAUCAAUGAGAAAAAAGUAAUUGAAUUACCACGAACUAUUAUGACAUUUAAUAUUAAUAUGUCACUUAUUCCGAAAGAGAUGAAUAUAAGUAAAGAACAACUUUCAUUGGCAUUUGAAAUUAUUUAUGAUAAGGAAUAUCUCUUUUUUUGUAAAACAAAAGAAGAAUUUAGACAUUGGGCUAAAAUUAUAGGACUUGGAUGUAAAACUUAUGGUGUUUUUUGUUUUCCUCUUGAAGCAGUUGUUAAAAAAUCACGAUGGAGAGUACCUAAUAUUAUUUAUCGAUGUAUUGGAUUUCUUAAAACUCAUGACGCAAUUAAUGUAGAAGGUAUUUUUCGAAUGAAUGCCCGUGUUGGUAGAAUAGAAGAAAUGAAAAAAAUGGCAGAUGAUGAUGAAGAUAUCCAUUUUGAUGAAAAGGAUACAUGUUAUCUUGCUACUUCAUUAUUAAAGGCAUACUUAAGAAGUAUGGUUGAACCAUUAAUACCUUAUGAAUAUUUUGAAUAUUAUAUACAAUUACCUGAAGGAAAUGUUGAUAGUAAAAAAUUUAUUAAUUCUUUAACUGAAUCACACCAAGACACUUUAUGGUAUAUUGGAGAAUUUUUAAUGGAAGUUGUAAAGAAUAAAGAAGUUAAUAAAAUGGAUGAAACAAAUCUUGCAACAUGCUUUGGUCUUGUGUUCUGUGAUAAUCCCCCAUCAUUAGGUUUAACUGAACUUGAAUUUACCAAGAAAGCAAUUCAAUCCUUUGAAUUUUUAUUACGUAAUUUUAAAUAUGCAUUUAGUGACGUCAAAAAAAGGAAUAUAGCUCAAGGAAUUGAACCACCUCAAUACCCCGCCUUCCAGCCAUUAGUUCAUCUUCCUUUUGAUAUCCUAAUUGAACAAAUCAAAAUGGAACUUAGAGACAUCAAAAAAUCUCGAAGAAUGUCAGCUACUUAUUUGACUGAUAAAAGUACUAGAAGAAAGAAAGUUGGUGGCUCAUUGUCUAUCGCUUCAACUACCUCCGCUGUUAGAAAAGAAUAUUUAAAGACAAAAUAUAAAAAAAGUAAUGGUUCUUUUGCUGAUUUAAGUCUUUCAUCAAAAUUUGGAAACAACAGACCAUCCUAG
Entamoeba histolytica HM-1:IMSS is the source of this 1101-nucleotide messenger RNA. RefSeq names its product Rho GTPase activating protein, putative. Gene Ontology annotation, biological process: regulation of GTPase activity; signal transduction. Bases 1 to 1101 code for a protein of 366 amino acids. The record is from RefSeq and is a predicted model, not a curated record. The transcript has a single exon. NCBI's taxonomy places the organism in Eukaryota, Evosea, Mastigamoebida, Endamoebidae. Gene Ontology annotation, cellular component: cytoplasm.